UUUCUUCCCCCCAUAUAUAUUCGCUGCCGCAUCAAAAUCAGAAGCAUGGCGGCUGCGUUCGGUCUGUAUUUUGGAAAUACCAACCUCUGCCUGGCAAUUCAUAAGGAUGACAAGACCGAGGUAGUUGCUAAUGAUUCUGGGGACAGAGUUACUCCAGCCGUGGUAGCUUUUUCCAAUGGAGAAAAGUCUGUAGGUUUGGCAGCGAAGAGCGAAAUCCUUCGCAACCCUACUGGGACCAUAUGCCAGAUCAAGUCUGUCCUCGGUGCUUCGGAAGAUGAUGUGAAACGAUUAGCAGAACAGAGCGCAUGCAAGAUGGUCUGUGAGGGCAGGCGUGUUCGAUUCGAAGUGUCCUCUGGAGAAAAUGGCCGGCAAGUGCAUUAUUCUGAAGAUCUACUGCGUUACCUUUUCCAGAAAAUGUUUGAGGUUGCCAGCAGCCGAAGCGACAGCAACGAGGCGUUUCCAGUUGUGGUUGCAGUCCCGCCAUCGUUCACAGAGGAACAGCACAAAAUGGUUAGGUUAAUAGCAACUAAAGUGGGGUUCAAAGUUCAUCGACUUAUAAAUGAACCCACGGCUGCCGUUCUGGCUUACCAUGUGGGAUCGAAGCCUUCCACUACACCCUGCCGCUACUUAGUCUACAGAAUGGGAGGGUCGACAACGGACGCUACACUAGUAACAGUUCUCGGUGGUGCAUACACUCUUGAUGCUCACGUGAGAAGAUCGGACCUUGGGGGAAAAUUGAUCACAAAAGAAUUAGCCGAGCAUUGUGCUACGGAGUUUCAGAGGCAAAUGCGAGCGGACAUGCGGGAAAGCCGACGGGGCAUGGCCAAACUGUUGUCUGCGGCAGAGACAGCAAAACACGUUCUCUCCACCUUAGAAACAGCUCAGUGCUUCGCAGAGUCUGUGUACGAAGGACUCGACCUCAGCGUGAAUGUUAGCAGAGCAAGGUUUGAAUCCCUGUUGGGGCCCAUCAUAUCCCGCUGUAAAGAACCACUGCAGGAAAUACUUACAAAUGCUUCGUUAACACCAAAGGACAUCCAUAAGGUUGUGCUGUGUGGUGGUUCCUGCAAAGUACAGAAGCUGAGGAGAGCAUUGGCUGCAUACUUUCCAGAGGCAGAUAUCUUAGAUUCCAAGUCACCCGACGAGGUUGUUGCGCUCGGCGCAGCUGCUCAGGCAGCUCUCUUGUGUGACCGAGACAACCAGCAGGACAUUCCUGUCAGUCGUAGUGCACCUUGCCUCUCUAAAGGAAUCUACAUCAAGCCAUCCACCAAUGGCUCUCUAACCUUGGUUAUUCCACCUGGAACCGCCGUUCCAACGAGAUGGCAGUGUACAGUACGACCCAGCGAGAAACAGAGCUCAGUCUGCCUACAGGUGUAUGAAAAGGGGGAUCACUCUGGAGGAGACGACAGCGCAACGCUUCUCGCAAAAGUUGUAAUGAAAGAGAUCGAAGAGAAUGCGCCACUGGUUGCCACCAUUAGUGUACGGAGUGAUGGCUCCGUACAUAUAUCCUGCUCAGACAAGCAGAAAGGACACACAGAGUCAGUCACGCUGGAGCCCUUGACCGAAGAAAGUCCCGUUAGCUGACCUCAAGCAACUCGGUAACCCUAGAAGCGCAACAGUUGAUUUUAUGCCUUGCUUUUCAAACUUGAGUUAUUAAAAAAAUUACAAUAUUCA
Molecule: messenger RNA, 1671 nt
Organism: Ornithodoros turicata
Lineage: Eukaryota; Metazoa; Arthropoda; Arachnida; Ixodida; Argasidae
Product: heat shock 70 kDa protein 14-like
Exons: 14
Coding region: 46-1581 (511 amino acids)
Cellular component (GO): cytosol; nucleus; plasma membrane
Molecular function (GO): ATP-dependent protein folding chaperone; ATP binding
Source: RefSeq, a predicted model, not a curated record